AUGUGGCAACCUGCCUGCCUAAUAAUGCUCGCGCGGCAGUCCCAGGAUGAGACCCAGACGCGGCCGGCCGAGCGGCUGACACGAGUCGCCCAAGCCAUUUUUCAGGCAAGCAGCAGCCCACAAUCGAGGGCAACAGCGCGCCUUGCGCUUGUGCUCGACAUAGACGGCACGCUCAUCGACUCGACCGACUUCGACACGGUCAUUCACAAGCGGCCAGGCGUCGAUGCCUUUCUCGACGACUGCUUCUCUUCGUUUGCCGCCGUUGCCAUCUGGACGCACGCGGGCAGCGAUUGGGCCCGACACGUGACGCAGCACGUGCUCACAGACGCCGACGGCCGGCCACGACCGUGGGCGUUCGUGUGGUCAGCGAGCAGGGCGAGCGCCAAGCGCAAGCCGAUCGAGCACAUGUUCGACUUGCAUCCGGCGCGCGACUACAUCAAGCCGCUUCUCAAGGUGUGGCGCGGCAAGAAGCGUGCGGCGGCUGGCUUCACGCGCGACCGCACGAUCAUCGUCGAGGACACGCCUUCGAACUGCAAGAGCAACUACGGCAAUGCCGUCUACGUGCCCACCUUUCAGGCGGGCGACUGGUCCGACAACACCCUUCCGCUGCUUUCGCUGCACCUCGACGAGCUCGAUGCGCAUGUGCGUGCACAAGGGAUCAGCGUGCGGUACGUAGAGAAGAGAUACGGGUGCGUGGACCCCGUGAUUGGGAUCGCGUGGGGUGGCUACCGCUUUGUGGGCGCGAGCAGGAGCCAGAGCCCAGAGCAUACUCCAUACGCAAGCAUCAUGCCACAAUGUCCAGAGCAUGCCAGCGGAGCAUCUAUCUACAUCCUAUUUGCUUCGUCGUAUAGCGAUCCUCGGUUGCAACGAGUGACUGCCGUAUCGAACUCAGCAAGCGCCUCCUACGAUUCGAACCCACACCAAUAUGAAUAUCUUGGCGUGCUGUGGGCGACGGUGCCGAUGGUGGGAUGA
This is a messenger RNA of Emiliania huxleyi CCMP1516, 972 nucleotides long. RefSeq lists its product as hypothetical. NCBI's taxonomy places the organism in Eukaryota, Haptophyta, Isochrysidales, Noelaerhabdaceae. Bases 1 to 972 code for a protein of 323 amino acids. Gene Ontology annotation, molecular function: phosphoprotein phosphatase activity. The record is from RefSeq and is a predicted model, not a curated record. The transcript is spliced from 6 exons.